This is a messenger RNA of Stereum hirsutum FP-91666 SS1, 1572 nucleotides long. RefSeq names its product CAP59-like protein. The transcript has 4 exons. The record is from RefSeq and is a predicted model, not a curated record. NCBI's taxonomy places the organism in Eukaryota, Fungi, Basidiomycota, Agaricomycetes, Russulales, Stereaceae. Bases 1 to 1572 code for a protein of 523 amino acids.
AUGCAAGCCCGCUCCGGCGCCCUAAAACUCGCCCGCCGAAUCCCCACACCGCUCGCCAUCGUCCUCGGCAUCCUCAUCGGCGUCCUCCUCACCCGCCUCCUCACCUCCUCCUCCCUCUCCUCCCCCUCCUCCCUCCCCUGGCGCGGCACAACCACCAAAGCCCCCUCUCGCUCCUCCUCCAAAUCCAAAUACCCCCCAAUAACCCCUCCCACGCUCGACCAGCGCAAACGCAUCCUCGACCUCCUCACCCAUCUCUCCCCGCACUACACCCGCGAAUGCACGCGGCACUCCAAUCCGCUCUACGCGCAACAGGCAAGAGAUAGGUACGCACCGCUGAUUGGACAUAAUCCGACGAGCGAUGCGUCGUGGUUGGAUGGAUUGGGAUUGGGAGGGUUGGAUCCGGUGCCGAGGCCGAAGAGUAUGGAGGAGGCGUUGUAUUAUCGACAUAGGAAGGAUUUGAGCGAGGGCGAACAUAAAUACUUCUUCGCCAUCAACUUAUACAACUCGUUCGACGUCAUUCCAGACCUCUUCGCGACGCUAUUCAGGGUGGCCGCGGUGUUGGGGUACCAUAACGUGUUCGUGUCGAUCUACGAGAAUGGGUCGACGGACCAGACGAAGGCUCUCUUGCGGAUAUUCGAUGCGUUGACGAGGAGCGUCGGGAUGCGGGUGGAGAUUAGGACGAGUCAGAGGACGAGGGGGGCUUUCAAUCACAGAAUUGAGUAUUUGGCCGAGGUGAGGAACGCGGCGUUCGUGCCGCUGCAUGAGCUCAGGGAUGCGGAGGGCGAGUAUUUCGAUACGAUCAUUUUUAUGAACGAUAUCCUGCCGUGUUUAGACGACCUCCUCGAGCUGAUAUGGCAGAGUCGGAGGAACAACGCGGGCAUCACCUGUGCCGCGGACUAUAUGUACCACGACGAGAUCGGCGCCCCAGUAUUCUACGACAACUGGGUAGCCCGGGACAUCAACGGCACAGCCCUCGAAAACGCCCCCUUCGAAUCCAUCUUCCACCACCGUCCCUCAUCCGACCGUUUCCAACGACACCUCCCCAUCCAAGUCCAAUCCUGCUGGAACGGCAUCGCCAUCCUCGAUCCCGCUCCUUUUUACUCCCCUCCGCAUGUGAGGUUCCGGAUGGCGAGGUUGGUGGAGGGAGAAUGUUCGGCGAGCGAGUGUAGUUUGAUAUGUAAUGAUUAUUGGGAGGCGGGGUAUGGCAGGAUAUUGAUGGUGCCGAGGGUUAAAUUGGCUUAUGAUCAUCGCGUCUACGACAUCAUCCACCCCUCCCGGCGCAAUCUCACCGCCAUACGCGGGUACGUCCGCCUCGGCGGCCUGCCCGACAAUCCGCGCACGGAUCCACAGGAUAGGUCAUGGUUCGGGCCGCAUGAUCGGUUGUUCACGGAGGAGGAGAGCGAGGAGGUGGAGUUUGUGCCGGGGCCGGAACAUGUAUGGUGCUGGGGCUGGGACGGCGCCGGCGACCUGGACGGACCGGACGUGGAUCCGAUCUGGGAGCGCAUGAGCGAGAAAUCGACGAGGAAGGAGAAUGUGGAGGUUAGGCAUGAUCGGAGUUUUAGGGUUGAGUGA